CACUUCCAGCCUCCAGGCACCAUCCAAGGAGGCGACGGGUCUCCCAGAGCGGUCCCGGGGGCCGGCGGGAGGCGGCGCCCUGCUGGGGCGGCCUUGGGGCCCUGGGACCUGGCCAACGAGGCGGCCUGGCUGCGGGAGCCCUGCGAGGAGCCCGAGGACGACGUCGGCGCCGAGGAGGAGGAUGAGGAGGAGGGGGACGAUGCCGAGGACGGCCGGGACGAGGCCGGCGGCUGGUGGCGGAGCCCUGACGGCGCCUUCUCCAAGCAGGUGCUGCGCCGGGGCCGGGGCCUGGCGCGGCCGGGGCCGGGAUCCCGCUGCCGGGUGCUGCUGGAGGCGCCGGCGGCGACGGCACCGGCGGCGGCGGCCGGCCGCUGGGUCGCCCUGCGCCUGGGCACCGCCGAGGGCGCCUGGGCGGCCGCCGUCGACGCCUGCCUGGAGACGAUGGCGGCGGGCGAGCGGGCCCGGCUGCGGCCGGCCGCCGCGGCGGCCGCCGUGGGGCUGCGCCUGGCCGCCUUCGCCCCGGCGCCCGAGCCCUGGGAGCAGCCGCCGGGCGAGCUCUGGGCGGCGGGCUGGCCCGCAAGGCCCGCGCCGGGCGGCUCUUCGGCGCCGGGGCGGUGGCGGCGGCGGCCCCGGCAGUACGGGGCCGCGCUGCGGCUGGCGGUGGCCGGCGCGGGACGGCCGCCGCUGGCCCCGGAGCGGGCCGGCCUCAAGGCGGACCUGCACGCCAACCUGGCGCUGUGCCAGCUGCGCCUGGGCCUGCCGGCGCCGGCGGCCGACAACUGCGCCAAGGCGCUGGCCCUGCGGCCCGGCCACCUCAAGGCUCGCUACCGCCGCGGGCUGGCGGCCGCGGCCUUGGGCGACCUGGAGGCGGCCGCCGACGACCUGGCGGCGGUGGCCCGGGCCCGGCCCGGCGACGGGGACGCCCGGCGCGAGCUGCAACGCGUCGGGCGCCGGGCCCGGGAGCGCGACGCCCGCCUGGCGCAAACGCCUCCGGCCCCUCUUCGCCUCCGGCGCUAACGAGGCGCCGCUUCGUUAGCUGGAGGCCCUCCGCCUGCGGUUGCCGCCCGGCCCUAAUCUGCCCGGCAACCGUCACCCUGGAAGGGAGCCCGUCCGGGGAGCGGUUGCCGCCCGGCCCUAAUCUGCCCGGCAACCGUCACCCUGAAGGGAGCCGUCCGGGGAGCGGUUGCCGCCCGGCCCUAAUCUGCCCGGCAACCGUCACCCUGGAAGGGAGCCCGUCCGGGGAGCGGUUGCCGCCCGGCCCUAAUCUGCCCGGCAACCGUCACCCUGGAAGAGAGCCCGUCCGGGGAGCGGUUGCUGCCCAGCCCUAAUCUGCCCGGCAACCGUCACCCUGGGAGGGAGCCCGUCCGGCGAGCGGUUGCCGCCCGGCCCUAAUCUGCCGGCAACCGUCGCCCUGGAAGGGAGCCGUCCGGGGAGCGGUUGCUGCCCAGCCCUAAUCUGCCCGGCAACCGUCACCGUGGAAACAGACUUUUGGGGGUUUUGGUGGGGGUGCUCCCGCUCCGGGGUAAUAAAAAGGUUGAGGUGUAA
Messenger RNA from Rhea pennata, 1545 nucleotides. It is a transcript of the gene FKBPL, whose product is annotated as FKBP prolyl isomerase like. Gene Ontology annotation, molecular function: protein binding. Lineage: Eukaryota; Metazoa; Chordata; Aves; Rheiformes; Rheidae. The transcript has a single exon. The annotation marks the transcript as partial. The record is from RefSeq and is a predicted model, not a curated record.